Chenopodium quinoa (quinoa) is the source of this 1584-nucleotide messenger RNA. Its product is annotated as protein FAR1-RELATED SEQUENCE 5-like. The record is from RefSeq and is a predicted model, not a curated record. Gene Ontology annotation, biological process: regulation of DNA-templated transcription. Bases 1 to 1584 code for a protein of 527 amino acids. NCBI's taxonomy places the organism in Eukaryota, Viridiplantae, Streptophyta, Magnoliopsida, Caryophyllales, Amaranthaceae. The transcript is spliced from 6 exons.
AUGGUAGGGUGUAGGGAACAGUGGCGGUGGUUGGGGAGUGAGAGUGACACAAGUUGUGGUGAUGCUGCUAGUGGUGGUAGGGUGCAGAGGCAGAGAAAGGAGAUAGAGUUUGGUGGUGGUGGUGAUGGUGGUGAUGAAAUGAUUAGCAAUAACGAACAGUGUAAUGGUGAUUUUAAUGCGAAUGGUAAUGUGCCAUUUACUCCUACAGUAGUAGUUACUCCUAAAGUAGCACCUUUGUUAACUCCUAGAGGAACAAAAGAAUGGAUUCCAUUAUGCUCCAAUGAGUUAAAACUAGCUUUAGGGAUGAAGUUUAAUAACGUUGAUGAGGAUCUUGCAUUUUAUAAAGCUUAUGCAUAUGCUGCGGGAUUCAACACAAGGAAAGAUUUAAAAGCAUACAUUCAAGGAAGUGAUGCUCAAAUGUUCGUGGAUAACUUUACUAACAAAAAGCUAAUGUGGAGCGCUUUUUUCUUUGAUUUUGAGAUGGAUGAAGAUUAUUGCCUUUGUAGAGCAUUGUGGGCAGACCCCCCUUGUAAAAAGAGUUAUGCUCUAUUUGGUGAUAUAGUAUCCUUUGAUACCACAUACCAAACCAAUAGGUACAACAUGUUUACUCCAUUUACAGGGGUUGACCAUCAUAAGAGCUGCAUUACUUUUAUUGUUGGUUUCAUAGCAAAGGAAGAUAUUGUGUCAUUUGAGUGGAUGUUCAGAUCAUUUCUCAAGGCAAUGGGUGGGAAUGAACCUAAUUGUAUGAUCACGGAUCAGGAUCCAGCAAUGAAAAUUGCUAUUAAAAGUGUGUUUAAGAAUACUGAACAUCGUUUCUGUAUGUGGCACAUAAUGAAAAAGUUACCUGAUAAGGUGGAGAAAUCAAUCAUGCAAGAAGAAACUGGUUUCCUAAAUAAAAUAUGUGAUUGCGUUUGGCAUCUUGAAAUUGAACCUGCUGAGUUUGAAGAAAGGUGGAACAAGGUGAUGGUUGAAUACCACUUGAAAGAACAUGAGUGGUUAGGUUAUUUGUACAAUAUAAGGGACAAGUGGAUUCCGGCAUAUUUCAGAGAUGUGUUCCUUGGAGGAAUAAUGCGUACAACAUCGAGAUCCGAAAGUGAAAACAACUUUUUCUGCUCCUUUAUCAAUCCUCAUGUGUCACUUGUUGAGUUUUACUUGAGAUAUGAAGCUACAAUUGAUGCCCAAAGACACACUCAAGGUCAGAAUGAUAAUGAUUCAAAGCACAAAUAUCCUGAGUGCAAAACACCACUAGGGAUAGAAAAGCAUGCCUCACAUUUAUAUACUAACUCUGUCUUUUAUGAAUUUCAAUAUGAGAAAGAAAAUGGAUUGGAAGUUGCAAAAAAAGCAAAAGGGUUUAAAACCAUUCCUGAGCAGUAUAUGCUACACAGAUGGACUACUAUGGCACUGAAGAAACCAAUUUUUGACUUAGGUGGAAACCUGUUGGAGCAAUGUGCUAAUUUAAUUGACAAGAAAAAAUUGUUAAAUGAUUUAUGGUCAGAGAUACACACUUGUGUAAGUUUAGCAGAAGGCAAAGAUGAAGAUAUUCAAGAUCUUGUGAUAAAUAUUCAAGGAAUAAGAAAGGAUUAG